AUGGGUGGUGGUAAUGGAACGUUGAUGUGCAACGUACUCAAUUAUAUCAAAGAAAACCAGCCCGACGUCUACGCAAGAACCCAUUACAAGAUUAUUGAAAUCUCGUCGCAACUUGCAACCAAACAGAUGGAGAGUGCGUUGAGAGCCAAAUUAACAAGAGAAAAAAUCGAUAAUAGUAAGGUGGAAGUGAUCAAUCAAUCGAUCUUUGAAUGGGACAAGGUGGUACAAGAACCAUGUUUUUUCAUAGCACUUGAGGUGUUUGAUAAUUUUCCCCAUGACUUGGUCCGCUAUGAUAACACGACUGGUGAACCCCACGAAGGUUAUGUUCUUGUUGAUGAGCAAGGUGAUUUCUUUGAAUUUUUCACUCCCGAAUUGAGCUAUUACACAGAUACCUUCCUUCGAUUGCGGGAGAGCGACUCAGAGUCCGUAUUGAAGAAAAGCAAAACAUGGAAAGGAAAAUUGGAAACAGCAAAGAGUCUCGUUCCAUUCAAAUCUCAUGAUAAUAUUCACCCACUUCUCCAGUCGUCACACAAACUAGGCCUUAAAAACUCAUUGUUUCCAUUUAAAGACAACUUGACACCGGGAGAGUUCAUCCCUACGAGACUUUUACAGUUUUUCCAGAUCCUCAAACACCGGUUUCCGAAUCAUUCUCUUAUAUGCUCGGAUUUCAAUGCCCUUCCCAAAACCAUCCCAGGCUACUAUAAUGCGCCAGUGGUACAGACGGUGCUCAAGGACAAAAUGGUGGACGUCACAACAUACAUGGUCAACCAAGGCUACUUUGACAUUAUGUUUGCAACCGAUUUCAAUGUCGCCAGUUCGCUCUACAGGCAGGUGACAGGAAAGAUGCCGCGAGUUGAACUGCACCGCGAUUUCUUGGAGCAAUGGGCUGAUGUCGAGGCAACCACCACCAAGGCGGGCGAAAACCCCAUGUUGGACUUUUAUAGAAAUGUUAGCUUCAUGGUGAGCUAA
This is a messenger RNA of Meyerozyma guilliermondii ATCC 6260, 969 nucleotides long. RefSeq lists its product as uncharacterized. Gene Ontology annotation, cellular component: mitochondrion. The coding region runs from base 1 to 969 and encodes 322 amino acids. The transcript has a single exon. The record is from RefSeq and is a predicted model, not a curated record. NCBI's taxonomy places the organism in Eukaryota, Fungi, Ascomycota, Pichiomycetes, Serinales, Debaryomycetaceae. Gene Ontology annotation, molecular function: protein-arginine omega-N symmetric methyltransferase activity.